This is a messenger RNA of Syngnathus acus (greater pipefish), 1706 nucleotides long. It is a transcript of the gene wdr5, whose product is annotated as WD repeat domain 5. NCBI's taxonomy places the organism in Eukaryota, Metazoa, Chordata, Actinopteri, Syngnathiformes, Syngnathidae. The record is from RefSeq and is a predicted model, not a curated record. Bases 215 to 1213 code for a protein of 332 amino acids. The transcript has 14 exons. Gene Ontology annotation, molecular function: histone binding. Gene Ontology annotation, cellular component: Set1C/COMPASS complex.
CGCAUGCGCUGUAGGCAGCGCUGCAGCAGCACAUUCCCCGCUUUCCCCCGCAGAUUUUGCUAGCAAUCAUCUAGCGGCGAACCAAUUCGGCUCUCCCCAAUUGUCCGAACUCUAAAAUAAAUGCACAUAGUCUGAGCGGUGCUUUAUGAAGAGCAGCAAUCGGACACCUAAACUCCGUUAAAUCCCGUGCACAGUUGAUGCUCGCUCCAUUGCCAUGGCAACAGAAGACAAGAAGCCGGAGACUGACACAAAACCUCCUGUGGGGACGUCAACAUCUUCUCAUAAUAAGUCCACUCCUGUCAAGCCCAAUUACGGACUGAAGUUCACACUCGCAGGUCACACUAAAGCCGUCUCCUCUGUCAAGUUCAGUCCUAGUGGAGAGUGGCUGGCCAGCUCCUCUGCUGAUAAACUCAUCAAAAUCUGGGGAGCUUACGAUGGCAAAUUUGAGAAAACCAUAUCGGGACACAAACUUGGCAUCUCCGACGUGGCCUGGUCGUCCGACUCGAACCUCCUGGUGUCUGCGUCCGAUGAUAAGACCUUGAAGAUAUGGGACGUUAGCUCGGGAAAAUGCUUAAAGACUCUGAAAGGUCACAGCAACUACGUGUUCUGCUGUAAUUUCAACCCGCAGUCCAAUCUCAUCGUGUCGGGAUCAUUUGAUGAGAGCGUGCGAAUAUGGGACGUGAAGACUGGCAAGUGUUUGAAAACAUUGCCCGCUCAUUCGGACCCCGUCUCUGCUGUCCAUUUCAACAGAGACGGCUCCCUGAUUGUGUCCAGCAGUUAUGAUGGACUCUGCCGAAUUUGGGACACAGCAUCCGGGCAGUGCUUAAAGACACUAAUAGAUGACGACAACCCUCCCGUGUCCUUUGUCAAGUUUUCCCCCAAUGGGAAAUAUAUCUUGGCGGCGACGCUGGAUAACACACUGAAGCUGUGGGACUACAGCAAAGGAAAGUGCUUGAAGACGUACACGGGCCAUAAAAACGAGAAGUACUGCGUGUUUGCCAACUUCUCGGUCACAGGUGGAAAGUGGAUCGUGUCGGGCUCUGAGGACAACAUGGUGUACAUCUGGAACCUGCAGACGAAGGAGAUUGUGCAGAAACUGCAAGGCCACACGGACGUGGUCAUUUCGACCGGCUGCCACCCGACAGAGAACAUCAUAGCAUCAGCAGCUCUAGAAAACGACAAAACCAUCAAGCUUUGGAAAAGCGAUUGUUAAAGCUCCACUUCAUAUUUCUCCUUUUAACACUUUUUUUUUUCUAUUUUUUUUAUAUAUGGAAAAAGGACUUUUUCUUCCCACUAGUAAGCUUCUGCUGGAUGCAGAACUUCCAGGGAAGGAACUUUAACAGUGAUGCGACAAAUAAAUCCCCUUGGUGAAGCAACAACGAAAAAAAUCAGUUUGGCAAUUUGUUCUGCGCGACGUGUAAUUUCUUCAUUCUACGUGGUUUUGUGUCCUGACAUCCCCUCCGCCCACACACACAAUUUGUCGUUAAGCAAAAUGGAUGACUUGUGUAACAAAUUCAUUUCACCAUUUCUAGUGUUUCAGAAUUAUUGGGCAGAACUUUUAACCUGGAUAUCAACACAGUUCACGACAAAUCAUUUAUGUUCUGUGAAACAAAAGGUUGGAAUUUUUUGCCUUUUAUGUAAUUGUUCUUGUCUAGUGAUGUCAACCUUGACUUUGGUUUUCUAAUAAACAAGUUACCAAUGCAUUA